Molecule: messenger RNA, 2891 nt
Organism: Diachasmimorpha longicaudata
Lineage: Eukaryota; Metazoa; Arthropoda; Insecta; Hymenoptera; Braconidae
Gene: Cul5
Product: Cullin 5
Exons: 4
Coding region: 181-2478 (765 amino acids)
Biological process (GO): protein ubiquitination; SCF-dependent proteasomal ubiquitin-dependent protein catabolic process
Cellular component (GO): SCF ubiquitin ligase complex; Cul5-RING ubiquitin ligase complex
Molecular function (GO): protein-macromolecule adaptor activity; ubiquitin protein ligase binding
Source: RefSeq, a predicted model, not a curated record
CUCACUCAAAAAUAGAAAAUCGAACUGUUGUGAAUUCAAACAACAAUUAACCUUACAAUCCCCAAUUUUUUUUCGUAAUAAGUUACACCCGAUAAAAACUAUACUAUCGUUAUAGUUUUUUCAACCGCAUCACAAAAUUAGGAUAGAGGUCAGAUACCAUUCGAGGAAAAAUGGCCAUCGAUGCGACCAAUAAUCCUGAAGCUCCUGAAGCAGGAGCCAGUAACUCAGGCAGAAUGGCAGGACUUAUUUUACUCCGUCCACUUGGUCUGCAUGUGGGACGAAAAAGGAGCCCUGAAGAUGAAGGACGCCCUGAGGGAGGACAUAAUGGACUUUAUCCAACAAGCCCAGCAGCGAGUGCUAGCCCAUCAGGAGGAGCAAGCCCUGUUAAAAGCCUACAUCGCCGAAUGGAGGAAAUUUUUCACUCAAUGUAACUACCUGCCAACACCCUUUCGUCAGCUGGAGUCAUCUCUAGCCGGAAAAACAUCAUCCAGCAUUCAGAAGAGGAGUCAGGCGGAGGAGAGUAUCGUUAAGAAGCUUAUGUUAGAUAGUUGGAAUCAGAGUAUAUUCAAUGACAUUAAGAAACGCUUGCAAGACUCAGCAAUGAGGCUAGUGAGGGCUGAGAGAAAUGGAGAGGCCUUUGAUUCACAACUGGUCAUUGGUGUCAGGGAAUCGUACGUCAAUCUCUCAGCAAACGUUGGCGACAAACUCCAGAUCUACAGGGAGAACUUCGAGGCAGCUUAUAUCGAAUCAACCGAGCAAUUUUACUGCGUCAAAGCUCCUGAACAACUGCAGGCUUAUGGGGUAGAGAGCUACAUGAAAUAUGCUGAAACAAAACUACGAGAGGAGGAGUUGAGAGCUCAAAAGUACCUCGAGCCCAACUGCACGAGUGUUCAAUUACUAACAGAGUGUUGUGUAAAAGUCCUGGUGGCGGCCUUCAGGAGUCCCAUUCUCGCCGAAUGCCCCAGAAUGAUCAGAGAUCAUCAAACAACAAAGCUUCGACUGAUGUUGAAACUAAUGGAUCGAGUGGCUGAUGGUGUGGGACCUAUGUUAAAAGAUCUUGAGGAUCACAUAUCGAGUGCUGGUCUCGCUGAUAUGAUGGCAGCUGUUGACGUAAUUACUCAAGAUUCAGAAAAAUAUGUCGAACGUCUGCUAGAACUCUUCAGGAGAUUUUCGGCACUUGUGAAAGAGGCUUUCGAUGAUGAUCCGAGAUUUUUAACUGUUCGUGAUAAAGCUUACAAACUCGUUGUCAAUGAUUCCACAGUUUUCCGACUAGAGUUACCCUCGAAGAGCUCCGGCUCAUCCGUUGCAUUUGGUACUAAACCAAACAAUAAUAAUAAUGGUCAACCGGAGUCAAAGUGCCCGGAAUUGUUGGCUAAUUACUGUGAUAUGCUUCUCAGGAAGACACCACUUAGUAAAAAACUUACGUCUGAUGAGAUUGAGAGUAAACUUCGUGAUGUACUUCUGGUGUUGAAAUAUGUGCAGAACAAGGAUGUUUUCAUGCGUUAUCAUAAGGCCCAUUUAACGAGAAGAUUGAUACUGGAUAUGUCUGCUGAUUCUGAGAAGGAGGAGAACAUGGUGGAGUGGCUGAGGGAAGUGGGAAUGCCAGCUGAUUAUGUCAAUAAACUCGCGCGAAUGUUUCAGGAUAUAAAGGUAUCUCAGGAUCUCAAUCAACAGUUUAAAGAGCAGUGCAGAGCUACCAUUGCUGACAGCAUUAAUAUCAAAAUACUGAAUGCUGGGGCGUGGGCUAGGAGCAAUGAGAGGGUCACUGUCAGUUUACCCCUUCAAUUGGAAGAUUACAUACCGGAGGUGGAGGAGUUUUACAAGAAGAAACACAGUGGUAGGAAAUUACAGUGGUACCAUCACAUGUCCAAUGGCACCAUCACUUUUGCUAAUCAAGUGGGGAGAUUUGAUGUCGAUGUGACGACCUUUCAAAUGGCUGUUCUCUUCGCCUGGAAUCAACGACCACUCGAAAGAAUAUCGUAUGAGAAUCUGAGAUUAGCGACGGAAUUGCCGGAUCCUGAAUUGAGGAGGACUUUAUGGUCGUUGUGUGCAUUUCCCAAGCUCAAGAGACAGCUGAUUUUAGUGGAUCCACCUGCCUGCAGCCCUAAGGAUUUUACUCAUGAUACUCGGUGCUGGGUGAAUCAGGAAUUUGCUAUUGUCAAAAAUGGAAAGCUCCAGAAACGAGGGAAGAUCAAUCUCAUUGGGAGACUGCAAUUGUCAACUGAACGCAGUAAAGAGGAGGAUAACCAGUGCAUCGUACAGCUGAGAAUAUUAAGGGUUCAGGAGGCGAUAAUAAAAAUCCUGAAGAUGCGGAAAACCAUAAAUAAUGCCCAACUCCAGACAGAAUUGAUCGACAUUCUGAAGAAUAUGUUUUUACCCAGUAAAAAAAUGAUUAAAGAACAAAUUGAGUGGCUGAUAGAGCACAAAUACAUAAAACGACAUGAUGACGAUAUAAAUACAUUCGUCUAUGUGGCAUAACCCGAGAUCUCGACAUUGUGUAUGUUCCUCUUCCGUUUCAUCAAUUGAUGUCAUGUAUAUUUUUAUAACAAAUCCUAAGAUUUCUACCAUUUUUUUUUUCAUUACCAAUGAAGAGAAAAUCAAGAGUAAUAGAAAAUAAAAACCGAUGAGAAUAAAUUAAAUUUAUAAUAAACUGAUGGCCUAGGGAAUAACAAUUUGACACAGAAAUCAUGUUAUUAUUGGACAGUUUAAAGCUCUCAAAAUGUCUUCGAAGAAAAUAUAAAUAUUAAAAGUAAAUAGUUUAGUGUCCAAUGGAUGAAGUCUGAUAGGGAAUAUCUUGUAUAAAGCCUUCAAUAAUAUUUCAAUGAUUUAAUUAAGCGUGUAACGUGUACAAGUUUAAACAUCAUUGAUUAAACAGAAUAACAUUUUUCAAA